AUGUCCCAGUCCCCUUUGAUAGCGCAACCGAAGGAAUUAAAGCAUGUCGGCAUUGUGGGUGCUGGUAUGGCUGGCUUGUAUGCUGCAUAUCGGUUGAAAUUGUCGAACGAUCCCCGCAUCGCAGUCUCUCUGUACGAACUGGAUGGGAGGGUCGGUGGACGUGUCAAAACCUACCACUUUACAUCUGAGAAGGACCAAUACUUUGAGGCUGGUGCCAUGCGUAUUCCAAGCACCCAGAUGCAUCAGCCAACCUUCGACUUGAUUAAACUUCUCAAAGACACCUAUCAUGCCGAUCUUAACCUUAUACCUUAUCAUCUCACCACCCCCGGCAAUCGCAUCUUCAUAAAUGGUAUUUUGAAGAACGGUGGCGAUGAUAACACUGCCAAGGCUCUGGGAUUCGACCUCCCGGUACCGUAUAAUGACAAGACUGCAGACGCCCUGCUACUGAGCGCUAUACAAGCGUUCAUUGAUUUGUUGGAGAGAGACUUCGACCAGGGCUGGGAGCUUCUCAUGCAUCUUGACAAAGUCCCAUUCCGUUCCUACCUGGAAUCUCUUGAAUGGCCGCAAUCAGUCAUUGAUUUCACCGAGACUAUGUGCUCUCAGACCAACCAGUUCGCGCUAAGCUUCUCCGAACUCAUCAUGCAGAACCUCGACUUCGACACUAAACAGUGGUUCACACUGGAAGAGGGAAUGGACAGACUCCCUCAGGCACUUGCCAGGGUGGUUGGCAUGGAUAAUAUUACCUUUGGUGCGCGAGUGCAGAAGAUUGAGCAGACUGGUGAUGGUGUCGCUAUCUACGCAGAUACGCCUAGGGGCCGGAUAGAGAAAACCUUUGACAAGGUGAUCCUUGCUAUUCCGCCUAGUGCGUUGAGGAUGAUACCAGAGCGUCCUCGCUGGGAUUACAGAAAGGAGCAAGCUAUCCGCGCUAUGUUCUACGAGGCGUUAUAUAAGAUCGGUCUGCGCUUCAAGACUCGAUUCUGGGAGCAUGUGCAACCCCCUUCUCUAGGGGGACAAUCAACGACCGAUCUGCCCAUUCGGUGGAUUGUAUAUCCAUCCAAUGGCAUCAAUUCUGAGGGACCUGGCGUCCUGCUUUUAUAUUCCUGGAACACAGACGCCUCUGUGUGGUCCUCCAUUCCUUUCAAUGAACGUCUUAAGAGCUCUCUAUGUCACCUUUCAAAGGUUUUCCCGAAUGUUGACAUCUACGACCAAUUCAUCGCGGCAGAAGAUUUAGCCUGGUCCGAGCACAACCCUACCGGCGACGCCAUGUUCCUUCCCGGGCAAUUUUCAGAAUACUUCGACAUUGCUCGUCGUAAGGAAGGUAACAUCUACUUUGCGGGAGAGCAUUUGAGUCGUCAUCAUACGUGGAUUACUGGAGCCAUCGAUUCUGCCAGAUCAACUGCAGAAGAGGUCAUCAGUGACUUUGCCUUCAAACGCGUUCCUACAGGGUGGAUUCCCCCAACUGGAACAGAACCUAGUAAGCAUUAUGAUCCUGAGGCUCACCGCAAGGAGGUGAUCAAGGGUGGGCUGGAAAAUAUCAAGAACAACCGCGAGGAGUUCGAGAAGUCUGUCUUACUAAACGCUGUAAACGACAAUUAG
This is a messenger RNA of Suillus bovinus, 1596 nucleotides long. RefSeq lists its product as uncharacterized. The transcript has 2 exons. Bases 1 to 1596 code for a protein of 531 amino acids. Gene Ontology annotation, molecular function: polyamine oxidase activity; L-amino-acid oxidase activity. Lineage: Eukaryota; Fungi; Basidiomycota; Agaricomycetes; Boletales; Suillaceae. Gene Ontology annotation, biological process: amino acid catabolic process. The record is from RefSeq and is a predicted model, not a curated record.